UAUUUAUUAUAUGUAUAUAUUAUAAUAUUAUAUUAUGUAUUAUUGUAUUGUUAUCAUUGUAUUUGGUUAUAUAGCAUGUUAUAUCAAAGAAAUUACUCGUUUGAUGCUGUUUGUACACAUUUAUUUUAUCAUAUCAAAAUCUUGGUUAAUGAUUCAGUUUUGUUUUUCUCCUAUGAACAAAAUGUUCAUAAAAUUCUUUUCUCACAGAAAUCCAAUACUUCAUUGUUUUUUGGGUGUAUCUACUUUCUAGCUUGUUUUCGGUGUGAUCAUAGUCUGUUAUCAUUUCCCAGCUACAACCCGACAAUUAGUGUGUCUGACAUUUGUCAUAAAACCUUUUUGUCCUGUACAUAGCCUGAAUCUGAGAUAACAGGGACACUUUUGUGGAAACUUAGCAAACAUAAAUUCAGCAGACGACAAAUUUCCCAGCAUGCAAAGGGUUAAACGUGUCCAAUGAACUGUGUCCGCAGCAGGGUGCAAGUUCACAAGAGUACACGCUCCACGUUUUGGAUAAGGAAUGAUGUCACAUGAAGGACUUAACAACCGAGUUCUAAAGAACCUUUCAUGCACAGCAUUGGUAAUCAAUAAAGAUUUUCACGAGCGAACAACAACAACAUCGCGAGAGCAAAUGGCAAAACGGAAGCGAAAAACCCUAAAUACUGAAUCGGCAGAUGAUUGUCUGAAGAAGGCAGCUGAUGAUAGCAUCAAGAAAAAAAGGCAGAACACUCAAGUUUCAAAGCAGAAGAAUGGUCAAUUAAAUCGUUCUGAGUACUUCAAUGAAAAAAUGGCAAAGGAUCGGAAAAAAGUACAAAAAUCUGAAACAAGUAUUUCAAAGAAGUUAAGAAAAUUUUCAUCUGAAAUGAAAAAAGCUGAUAAUGAGUCUGCAGAUGAAAAAAUAUGGAAUGAUUCAGAAUUACAAGCAGGCAAAGACACAGAAAAGAAAGACAUAGAAGUAAAGAGAAGGGGUAAGCACAAACGCAGCAAUAUGGGUAAUGAAGCUGAAGCUGUAAUUAAACCCAAAAAAUCAAGAAAGGCCAAAGAACCCAAAUUGAUCACUAAUCCUCAAAAUGUACCCAAAUCGCGUGGUAAAAGAAAAUUAGAUAGUGCAAAAUCAUCAAAUGAAAAGAAUGACCCAUCUGAAACUACAGUUGAUUUUUCAAAGGAACAAGAAGUAUCUUUAAUUAACAAAGCAUCAGAAUCAUGCAAGAAUAAAGCAAACAAUAUCUUUAAUAAAAACAGAUAUAGUGAAGUGGAUCCUGAAGGAAAUUGUAUUGAUCACAGUGCUGAAGAAGAUAUCGAAAGCGAUGAUGACUUUGAUGAAGUUGAUGACAAUAUGCAUAACCCACGCAAUUUAGACCAGAAAAUAAGUCCCAAAUUUAAUCGUGCCUUACCGAAGACUGUUGACCACAUGGACGCCAUGGCAGUCUUGCUGCAUAUGGAAGGCAUGGGGGAUAGCAAGCCAUCCACGUCCAGAAACUCCAGCGGGGCCAGUGAUGAUGAUGAACUUGACGAGGACGAGAGUGAGGCUGAGUGGGAAGAUGUUCAGGAUAUGCAUUCUGGCAGCCCAAAGAAGUCCCAAGCUCAAUCUGGCUCAGUGGAAAUAACCUUGGAGGCACCUGUCCUGUACAAGAAAAAGAAGAAGAAGGGCUUCGAUCUAGAAAGCUACUUCAAAAGGCAGAUAAAUAAAUUCAAGCGGGAAGUGGCCAUGGAUACUCAUAAGGUCCAUUUGCUGUGUCUGUUGGCCCGAUGCCAGCAUCUGAACUCACUCAUGCUAGAAGACAUUGUGAGGGCCCAGGCAUUCUCAGUUGUCAUAGCUACCAAAGAACUCCAGUUCCCCGGGGCAGCCAAGUGCUCUGAGAUGCAAGUCACACGGGCCCUGGUUUACAUCUCCAAGAACAAAACACACUUAAUGGAAAUAUUUGAACGAACUAUAGAGAGUGUUUCAUCCCAGAUAAGGCUUGUUAUGGUAUGUGUGGCCUUACUGAGGGAGGUUGGUCUACUCACCAGGCUUGUCAUGUCUCUGCAGCCCCUCACCUUUAAGGAUCCCAGCACAAAGGCCAAACCAGCAAAGAAAGUGUCCACUGCUACCACAGAGUCAAAGAAAAAAGUUGCAGAGACUAGCACUAGUAAGAAGAAAACUGCUGAUGGUAAAAAAACUCCGCCUGCCCAGAAAAAGAAAAGGAGGAAGAAGACAGAGACAUCCUCAUCAGAGAUGUCUGCAGACAGUGACUUUGAAGAAGACAGCAUUCUAGAAAAUAGUAAAAAGUUGAAGCGGAAAGCACCUGUUUCUAAAAACAGACGUGUAUUGUCUACAGACAAUGAGUUGGAGGACAAUGAGCGCUCUGACCAUUGGAUAGAAGUUUUCCUGGACAAAGAAAAGAAGUGGAUAUGCAUUGAUGGUGAGGACCUGACGGUGAGGAAGCCGUAUGAGUUGGAGAACAAAGCUACAAAGCCACUCUGCUAUGUGAUAGGUAUCACACAAGCUUGCCACAUCAAGGACAUCACUGCACGUUACGCUGGUCAGUGGCUGACAGAGACCAGGAAGCUCCGUACAGACCCUGGCUGGUGGGAGGAGACCCUGCGACCGUACGCGUGUGCGGACAGACGGACGGACGAGGCAGAGGACCGUGACAUGGCGGCCAGUCUUCAGCAGCAGCCACUGCCUACCAGCGUUGGGGCUUUGAAGAACCACCCAUUAUAUAUUCUGCAACGACACCUGUUGAAGUUUGAGGCUAUCUACCCGGACACUGCAAUACCAGUGGGCUACAUAAGGGGGGAACCGAUCUAUGCAAGGGAGUGUGUACAUGUGCUGCAUUCCAGAGAAAAUUGGCUAAAAGAGGGUCGGUCUGUAAGGCUUGGAGAGGAACCGUACAAGUUUGUCAAGUCAAGGCCAAAAUGGAACAAGCCGAAGGAAGACCCAGAGGCAAACGAUCUGGAGCUGUUUGGAAAGUGGCAGACUGAAGUCUACAUCCCUCCACCUGCUGUUGAUGGCAAGGUGCCUAGAAACGCUCACGGCAACGUGGAGAUGUUCCUGCCAACCAUGUUACCUGCUGGAACUGUCCAUCUGAAGAUUCCAGGUCUGAACAAAGUAGCCAAGAAGCUGGACAUUGACUGCGCCCCUGCCAUGGUGGGCUGGGACCAUCACUGUGGCUUCUCCCAUCCCCUGAUGGAUGGGUGGAUAGUAUGUGAAGAGUUCAAGGACAUUCUGCUGGCAGCCUGGGACGAAGAGCAGGAGAUACUGAGGGAGAAAGAAGCAGAGAAACGUGAGAAGCGUGUCUAUGACAACUGGAGGAAGCUGAUCCGUGGACUGCUGAUUAGGGAGAGGCUGAAGAAGAGAUUUGAUCUGCAGGAGGCACCCAAAUCAGAAGACACUAAGCAGCCAGAAAGCAGUGGCACUGCGAGCUCAGAUGACACAAGUCGCAAGACAGAGCAAAGUGGGACCACGGAAGAUGGCACAAAUGCCGGGGAUAAAGUCUUGGUGGCUACUAAAGAUACAAAGAUGUCCUGGCCACAAAACAGACUACACACAGAGAAUCAUACGCUCUGUAUGGUGGAAAAACUUUGAAAGAUAUUGGCUGUCUCAGACUGUAGUUUGCCAUCUGAAAUGUUAAGAUGUACUCAGUUGAAUAGGGCAUUUGAGGUGUGCUAGUAAUAAAUUACUAAAAGCAGUUUAUUGUCAAAAUACAUGUUCUUUGUAAAACUCUACUUUUCCAUUUAUUUUUCAUCCAAAAUAAGAAAACCACUAUUAUAUAUUGAAUGUAUAAGUAAAACUUUAAAAAAAUCUACUCUGAAAAAAUAAUUAAUUGUUGGACUGUUAUAUUUUUUUUAGCUC
Molecule: messenger RNA, 3829 nt
Organism: Dreissena polymorpha
Lineage: Eukaryota; Metazoa; Mollusca; Bivalvia; Myida; Dreissenidae
Product: DNA repair protein complementing XP-C cells homolog
Exons: 22
Coding region: 515-3562 (1015 amino acids)
Biological process (GO): nucleotide-excision repair; mismatch repair
Cellular component (GO): nucleotide-excision repair factor 2 complex; nucleus; XPC complex
Molecular function (GO): damaged DNA binding; single-stranded DNA binding
Source: RefSeq, a predicted model, not a curated record